GGUUUGUUUAGGACAAGUGGCGCGGCGAGGCGGCGACACGACCCCUUCAGUCACUGGCCUCUCUAUCUCCCACACGCCUGAUAUCUUCCCGUCACACGCCUCUCCCUCCACUCAGUGUUCCUCGGCAGUGCCCCGCGAGCCGUCAUGCACCGCCUCGCAGUAUUCUUCACAUUCCUGUUGGGGGGAGCAUCUGCCCUCUACUCAUCAUCCAGUGGAGUUGUCGACCUCACGCCUGCCAACUUCCAGCGGGAUGUGGUCAACGGUGAUGAAGUUUGGGUCGUAGAAUUUUAUGCUCCUUGGUGUGGACACUGCCAGAGACUUGUUCCCGAGUACCAGAAAGCAGCACAGGCUCUCAAAGGUGUGGUGAAGGUUGGAGGAGUUAAUGCGGAUGAUCACAAGAGUCUGGCACAGCAGUUUGGUAUUAGUGGAUUUCCAACCAUAAAAAUAUUUGGACUUGACAAGAAAAAACCUCAAGAUUACAAUGGACAGCGAACAGCCAAAGCCAUUGUUGAUUUUGCAUUGAACGUUGCUAAAGAGAAAGUCAAUGCUCAGCUCUCUGGAAAGAAGAGUGGAGGUGGUGGCGGUGGCAGUGGUGGUGGCGGCAGCUCUGGCAGCGGUGAUUCUGAUGUCAUUGAGCUCACCGAUAGUAACUUUGAGAAGCUUGUUCUGAAGUCUGAUGAUAUGUGGCUUGUUGAAUUCUUUGCUCCUUGGUGUGGCCACUGCAAGAAUUUGGCACCUCAGUGGGAAAUUGCAGCCACUGAUCUGAAGGGCAAGGUUAAGCUUGGAGCUCUGGAUGCCACUGUCCACUCGGUGAUGGCCAGCAGGUACGGAGUGCAGGGUUAUCCCACCAUCAAGUUCUUCCACAAGGGUGAUGUUGAGGAUUACGAUGGAGGCCGAACGGCUUCUGAUAUUGUGGCGUGGGCAACUGAUAAAGCUGCUGUUAACAUUCCACCACCUGAGGUCAAGCAAAUCAUCAGCAAUGCUGUUCUUGAUGAGACUUGUAAGGAACACCCUAUCUGUGUGAUUGCCAUCCUUCCUCACAUUCUUGACUGCCAGAGCAAAUGUCGCAACAAUUAUAUCCAGAUGCUCACCAGGCUUGGAGACAAAUACAAACAGAAGAUGUGGGGCUGGGGCUGGGCAGAGGCCAUGGCACAGUCAGAUCUUGAACAGGCCUUGGACAUUGGUGGCUUUGGGUACCCGGCAUUAGCAGCUCUUAAUGCAAAGAAAAUGCAAUUUGCACUUUUGAAAGGAUCCUUCAGUGAGGAUGGAAUUAAUGAGUUCCUGAGGGAUAUUUCUUAUGGUCGCGGCCGGACGGCUCCUGUCCGUGGAGCACAGCUGCCCAAGGUGGCGGAGAUGGAGCCGUGGGAUGGGAAGGAUGGGGCGCUGCCAGAGGAGGAAGACAUUGAUCUGUCUGAUGUUGAACUGGAUGAUUUUGAUACAAAAACUGAAUUAUAAGUGGCUGUGUUAAGUUGCUUAAUGGGAACAAUAGCAGACUUUCUCAUGUUGAGAACAUACUGACGGUGCAGUUCAGCAGCAGCUUAUUUAUGCUGUGCAUUAUUGUCCAAUGUAGUUUUUUUAAUACAUGUACUUGAAAAUUUUGAAGACUUCUUACCAUGCAUUUGUUGAAAAAUUGUUCUCAAUUAAUGAAGUGUGUGUAGUAUUAAGUAAUUUAACUACCAUACGCAUUAAAUCAACUACCACACAUUGAAGUAAGUGCUUUUCUAAACUACUAACUCUAAAGGUCAUGUUAUCAGUGAAUGUUUUCAUGAAGAGAUGACAAGGGAGUAAGACUGUGACAAUCUGCAUUUGUUUGUUAGCUGCACAAAUUAAUUUGGUGGUUUGUGUGACAUUGAAAGUAUGGAUUAAACAUUUUGUAUGA
Scylla paramamosain (green mud crab) is the source of this 1879-nucleotide messenger RNA. It is a transcript of the gene CaBP1, whose product is annotated as protein disulfide-isomerase A6 homolog. NCBI's taxonomy places the organism in Eukaryota, Metazoa, Arthropoda, Malacostraca, Decapoda, Portunidae. Gene Ontology annotation, biological process: response to endoplasmic reticulum stress. Gene Ontology annotation, molecular function: protein-disulfide reductase activity; protein disulfide isomerase activity. The coding region runs from base 145 to 1455 and encodes 436 amino acids. Gene Ontology annotation, cellular component: endoplasmic reticulum lumen. The record is from RefSeq and is a predicted model, not a curated record. The transcript has 2 exons.